This is a messenger RNA of Lotus japonicus, 783 nucleotides long. RefSeq lists its product as uncharacterized. The record is from RefSeq and is a predicted model, not a curated record. Gene Ontology annotation, molecular function: protein binding. The coding region runs from base 158 to 649 and encodes 163 amino acids. The transcript is spliced from 2 exons. Gene Ontology annotation, biological process: SCF-dependent proteasomal ubiquitin-dependent protein catabolic process. NCBI's taxonomy places the organism in Eukaryota, Viridiplantae, Streptophyta, Magnoliopsida, Fabales, Fabaceae. Gene Ontology annotation, cellular component: SCF ubiquitin ligase complex.
AACUACAGAUAAUGAGGAAAAUCUAUACGAUUCAUUCUGUUUCUUUUAUUACAGUUGCGUAGGUAUUGGAGAUGAUGGGCUACAAGUCAUCACAGAUGGAUGCAGGAAGUUGACUAAUCUUAAUUUGUCAUUCUGUAAAAGAAUAACAGACAAAGGGAUGGAGCAUGUCAGCCAUCUAGCCAAUUUAUAUUAUCUAGAUUUGUGUGGCCUUUCAAGUAUCACACACAUGGGCAUCAAAUCAGUUGCAAUGGGGUGCAAGAGGUUGACUGUUUUAAGCUUGAAGCAUUGUAAUAAUAUUGAUGAUUCAGGCUUCUCUUUCCUGGCUUUUUGUGCACGAACCCUGCGGAAGAUAAAUUUGAGCUACUGUGACAAGCUGUCAGACAAGGGGCUAUUGGAUCUUAUGAGCAACCUGAAACACCUCCAGCACAUCAAGUUGGUGCAAGUUCGUGGUGUCUCUUUCACAGGUUUGAAGAAUUUACUUAUAGUUUGCUGCGGACAGCCUAAGAAGGUUCAAAUGGGACAGGACCUCAACCGAUCCAAAGAAUGGAAGGCUCAACUUGACGAUGAUCGCAAACGGAAACUUAGAGAAGGAGGGUUCAAACGGAAUAGGUGUGAUGAUGAUGAUGUUAGUGAUGAAUAUAAUAUUUAGGGUUAUCAUACAACUUUCAUGCAAGUGUUGGAAUUAUUUCCCAGUGUUUGUUUGACGUUUUGUUACUAUGGUUUUCCGUUAUGCUUGAUAUUUGGUUAACUUUUCCAUAAUGGUUUAUAAUGGCUAAUAUUUCA